This is a messenger RNA of Branchiostoma belcheri (Belcher's lancelet), 2658 nucleotides long. RefSeq names its product sushi, von Willebrand factor type A, EGF and pentraxin domain-containing protein 1-like. The annotation marks the transcript as partial. The transcript has 6 exons. The record is from RefSeq and is a predicted model, not a curated record. Lineage: Eukaryota; Metazoa; Chordata; Leptocardii; Amphioxiformes; Branchiostomatidae.
AAUGGACUCCAAACUGUUCCAAUUAGUGAUGAUUAUGAGUUUCCAGAGAGCAGUUUGGAUGCUUUGGAUGGUGAUUUCUUGAGCAAAACCUACACAUUUAAUGCAAUAUUCACAAUAGACGGAUUGCCGGACAGAUUCUGUUCAAUCUCCAUUCAUCUAACAGACAACACCCCACCAACAGCCUCUUGUCCAGAGGUACCAGUGAUCCUUGAAGGAGACGAAUGCUCUGAAGUUGAUGUUUCAGAACAUUGCAACAGAGAUUGGUUCACUGACAAUGUGGGGAUUCCUGAAAACAUCUGUGAUGCUGAUAAGGCAUCUUCCACCGGUUUUGACGUGCUUCCAGGUAUACCUACAACUGUGGAGUGGCAAAUAAGGGACAUCAGUGGUGUCAGUUCAGAAGAUGAAUGCACCAUUGAAUUUGUCUGCCAAGCUCUAGCUCCAGAGUGUGAGAACCUACCGACAAUACCCAAAUUUGGUGCUCUGGCCUGUGGGAAGAAAAAGCAAGGAGGCCAGCAGUGUGUCCUUUUCUGCCAUAAGACAAAAUUAAUGAUUUUGUCAGAUACACUGUCGACCAACUUGAUCAACUGCAACGGUGAGGAAUGGGACCAAACAUUGGGCGGCAGGAGCUGUGAUAGAGUAACUAAACCUGGAGCCACAGAGAAAUAUGUCAACUUCUCAUUUUCAAGCAAGAAAUGUGAAACUAAUCCAGAAGAGUUUGAGGAACAUAUCCUUGAAGUACUCUACAACUACCAAGAAGAUCAUGAUCUUGCAUGCAAAACAAGUGAAAAUGACAUUAACAAAAUCUGUGAUGCCAAGAUUAAAUUCCACUGUGGCAGCAAAGUAAAUAAUCGACGCAGACGACAGCUGGCAACAUUUAUCACAAAUGUAACCAUCCACUUUGGAGUAUCAGAGUCAUUCUCAUACACUGGUGAUGAGACUGUUGUCGAGGCUCAACUACUGGCACUUAAUACUUGGGUCCAAAAGACAGUUGACAUACUGCAAGCACUGGUCACAUCAGGAAACUUCACCAUCAUCAUGAAUGGAACAGUCUUCACUGCUGACCCCCAGUCUUUCAGCUCAUCCCCACUGCAAACCGUGUGCAGAAGUGGACAAGUAAUCGUCGGCAGUAGAUGUUAUCCCUGCCCAGCUGGUUACCACCAUGACAGUUUGAACAACACCUGCCUGUCCUGUCCCUAUCACACCUACCAGGAACAGGAGCAACAAGUCACCUGUCUUCCCUGUCCAAAUGGCACCAUCACAAUCAGAGAUGGUGCUGUUGGCUUAGAGGAAUGUAUCCCAGGACUAGUGGAUAGCACAUCUCAUCUUUCCCCUAAAGUGUUCCUUGCACUGGGGUUCAUCUUUGGCUUUGCUAUAGGUGUAUUAGCCCUGGCACGCUACUGCAAAAAGCAAAAGUCUAAUAAGGUAACCACGGUGAAGCCAUUUGUACCCAAGAAUGACCUGCAACAGGUUAUUGGAAAUGAUGGGCACGCGCACGGUUAUCCUUUGAAAACUAAAGACAAGGCAACAUCAGACUGGGUAAUUAUCCCAAAAACUUUGCCAAAAGGUAACAAAAUCACACCGGGUCCCAUGCAUCUGUCAGCAUGGGACACUUGUUGCACGGACCCGAAAGCUUCAAUGGAUCCUGGUCGUGUGUUGUUGCCGAGAACACCUAUCCCACCUAAUAAGAUAGUAGUACGUGACAAAGGCACACCUCCCCCACAGGUGCCCAACAUUGUAGAGUCAGACUGCUGAGGGAGCAACUAACAACUGAACUGAAUGCUGUUUUAUUCUGUACAUAUAAAUGUAUCUAUUGUUUAUAUUUGUUGACAUGCAUGCUCAAUGGAUUCUUGAGCUGCAGGACUACAUUGUAAGUGUUGCAGUUUGAAUGUUGGUACAGUGUGUGAGAGUGUUGACAAUUGAGACAUUGAUACUCAUACAUUAUUCAGAAAUAGUCCAGCAGAUAUAAUGUUACCUUAAGUUUAUACUACUACACAGGAGUUGUCGUGAUUGAAAUAAAGUAAAUGUGUAUGGAUUAAAGCCAUAUAUGCCAUACGUCAAUUCCUGCUAAAACAUGUUCAAUAGCAGGUGUUAGUAUACAAGAAAGUGUCAUAAAAAUAAUAUCAAAGCACAUAUCUCUCUUUGCCAUGGAUUUAUCUAUAGUCUAAAAAGUUGCUGUGUUUAAUGAAGUGGUACAAACCUUGUAACUUUAAACAUGUUGUAUUGGUGUUGCUGCUGUUGUGGGAAUACGUUCAAUAAACGAGACUCACUCUGAUGAUAAGUGCUUGUUGUCUGUGUCUGUUGCAACAAGUGUUCUGGGAUAUUUCAUGAAAACUGGUCACUCGAGAAAAAGAAUGUUGAGGAAGAUUCUGCCCCACCAAGAUAUGCUAUAGUCUGUAGAAAAAGAAAUUGUAGAUUUCAGACUUCCUUGAUGCGGGACCAGGGCCUGAGGGAAAUAGAGAAUGAAUUUGUCAGUUUCAUUUUCUUUACAAAAGCCCCAAAUGCAUCAUUUGGAGAAUUAUUGUGAACAUGUUAUGAUUUGUUGUGAUCAACAGUCCAAGAUCGAGAAUUGAAAGGGGGCUUGUGGUGGUAGGACUUGAGGUCUGGAUCAGAAUGUUCCUUUCCUUCUCUUCCCUCCCCUCCAUCUAUAUGAAUACUUGU